CUGAUUCUUUUAACCGUUGACAGCAGCUUCCUUCAUGGCACAUUAUUUCCAAGAUUCUCGAGAAGCAGCCCAGGAGGAUUUUUUUUUCCUCUAUCAUCCUUCUGGGGAUAAUUGUUGAUGAUGUGACGUCAGUGGGAUUGAUUUCUAUUCAAUGGCUCAGAAAGAGAGAGAGAGAAAGCAGGCAGAAAUGUGCAGCAGCCUUUUGACAAAAGGACUCCUGCAUUAUCUGCGCUGGUUAACACCAGAACAAAGCAGUAGCUCAAUUACUGCUGUUCAGCCGCGGUAAUGCUACAUUCCAAUAACCGCUUUUUGCAGAUUUUUUGGAUGUUCAAUAGUUGAUGGCUGAUAGCAGAGGCUCCUGCAUUAACUUGACAGUACUGAUAAUGAAUCUUAUCUGUCUGGCUACCCGAAUAGGAUUAUAAGACUGGAAAGUGCGUCACAAGGACCUUUGGAGAUUGAGGAAUGCUAUUCUGCCACCAUGAUGGAAGGGUUGAAAAAACGUACAAGGAAGGCUUUUGGUAUACGCAAGAAAGAAAAAGACACUGACUCGACGGGUUCGCCAGAUCGAGAUGGCACUAAGAAAAGUAAUGGUGCUCCAAAUGGAUUUUAUGCAGAAAUCGACUGGGAGCGAUAUAAUUCCCCAGAAGUUGAUGAUGAAGGUUACAGCAUCAGGCCGGAUGACAAAUCAGGUUCUACCAAAGAGAAACACUUUUAUUCGUCAAGUGAAUCUGAAUCAGAAGAAGACACGCGGCGAAAAUUCAACAUUAAGAUUCGGCCUCUCCAGGCUAAAGAUUCCAUCUUGUGUGUGGCAGCAUCAGUGGAUGAGUUGAAGGCUUCUGUGGGAAAUAUUUCUCUGUCACCUUCACCAAUGAGGCGCAGUCCAGCAAUUAUCAAACGGAACUUAUCCAGCGAAGAAAUAGCUCGACCAAGACGGUCAACACCCACAUCAGAAGUUGUCAGUAGUAAAAAGGUGCCAGAGGAUACUGCAUCACUGAUUCCACUCUUUGGCCCACCAUUGGAGUCUGCUUUUGAAGGCAUUACAUCAGAAGCUGUCAUUGAUCAACCUGAGAUCUGGGGGCCAUUCGAAGCCACUGACUCCGAAAGACAGUCAUCUUUGUCGACUCGGUCAUUCCCUAUUGGAACUCCCCCACCACUGCCCCCAAAACAUGUCCCAGCCACACCACCUCGCACAGGAUCACCAUCAGCAGAAGGUUCAGACCACACUAUUCUGAAAGGCACCAAGUCAGACCUUGAUGCAGCAACGCAGCAAGCUUUACCGAAUUCAGCCCUUGGGACUAUAGGGAGUGACCAGGGCAAAGCAGAGCCCCAGCCUGAUAAACUGUUGUCUAUCAGUGACCUGGAUGAUAUUUUUGGCCCGGUUGUAUCUCUCAGAUCUGGACUUAUCCUGUCGAAGAACAAGUGGAUUGAUUUCUCUGAUCAACCUGCUAGCGAUGAGGUCUCACCAGUGGCUUGGGGUGAAAACAAGUCCCUUGAUGCCCCUCCAAGUGUUUCUGUGCCUCUAGACCAUGACGGGAGUGAGAAAAAGAGUUCUGAGCAGGUUUUGGUCAAGAAUGAAAAGAGCGAGUCAUCCUCCUCCCUGAAAGAGCUGGCAAUGGUGCAAAAGACCACACCCCCUCCCCCUCCACCUCCUACCUACAGAACAGUGGUAUCUUCUCCAGGACCCAGUUCAGGCAGUGGCGUAUCCAACAGCAGUGGUUCUUCAUCUCCUGCCCGUCCAGCAACACCAUUGAACGUGACCAGUAACACUCCUCCUCCUCCACCACCUCGCCCUCCAUCGCGGCCUAAACUGCCUCCUGGAAAACCUAGUGUUACCGACAUGUCCAGGUCUUUUAGUCCUCCAAUACAUUCAUCUAGUCCUCCACCAGUAGCACCACUAGCUCGAGCAGAAAGCACUUCCUCCAUAUCGUCAACUAACUCACUGAGUGCUGCCACCACUCCUACAGUCGAGAAUGAUCAACCCUCCUUGGUAUGGUUUGAUAGAGGAAAAUUUUAUUUGACUUUUGAUGGGGCUUCCCGAGGACCCAGCCCCUUGACAAUGGGUGCACAGGAUACACUCCCUGUUGCCGCAGCCUUUACAGAAACUGUCAAUGCUUAUUUCAAAGGAGCAGAUCCAAGCAAGUGUAUUGUGAAAAUUACAGGAGAAAUGGUUCUAUCGUUUCCAGCUGGCAUCACCAGGCAUUUUGCCAAUAACCAAUGCCCUGCAAUUCUCACAUUCUGCAUAACAAACUGCAGCAGGUUAGAACACAUCCUGCCAAACCCACAACUUCUCUGCAGUAGCACUUCGCAAGGUGAUGCCAAUACAAGAGAAUUCUGGGUAAACAUGCCAAAUCUAAUGACUCAUUUAAAGAAAGUAGCUGAGCAGAAACCAUCAGCCACAUAUUAUAAUGUGGAUAUGCUAAAGUAUCAGGUCUCUUCACAGGGUAUUCAGUCCACACCAUUGAAUCUAGCAGUGAGCUGGCGCUGUGAACCCACCAGCACUGAUCUCCGAAUAGAUUAUAAGUAUAACGCAGAGGCAAUGGUUACACCUGUCGCUCUCAAUAAUGUCCAGUUCCUCACUCCUGUAGAUGGAGGAGUAGCAAAAGUACAAGCUGUACUUCCACCUGCUGCCUGGAAUGCUGAACAACACAGGAUACUUUGGAAGAUCCCAGAUAUAUCCCAGAAAUCAGAAAAUGGAGGUGUUGGAUCUCUCCUCGCCAGGUUUCAGCUAUCAGAAGGACCAAGUAAGCCUGCAACAUUGGCUGUCCAAUUCACCAGUGAAGGGAGCACUUUGUCGGGCGUCGAUAUUGAAUUGGUUGGGGCAGGAUAUAGGUUUUCACUCAUCAAAAAGAGAUUUGCAGCAGGGAAAUACAUGGCCGACAACUGAAUUCUCACAACAUUGUCCAGUGUUCAAUGUUACUCACCGGACAGCUUUUUAAAAACAAACAGGAGAUGUUAAGGACUGAACCUGUAACCAAACUUUUAUUCACUGAUUUCAAACUUCUGUUCCAUGCAGCCAGAGCAUUUCCAACAAGAACUCAGAACAGCAGAAUUUGCCGACCAGUCCUGCAGUAUUAUUAUAUGAUUGAUGUGACAUUGGUAACAUUUCGUAUUUUACAGUGUAAUAAAUGUAUUUGUAAUUUGGUAUUCACUUCUUCCCCAUACUCUUCACCUCAGAUACCCCUGUAUUUCAGCUGUUAUAGGCAUUUCAGAAAUAUCACAAUUAACCUAUAGGCCAUGCCUCUUCAAACAUAGAGCAUUGUAUUUGACUUGAGUAGCAUUGUCUAAGAACUACAUUGCAUUAUUUCAAUUUUUAGCCUUUUGAUCAACCAGUAUUGAUGCCGAUUGUUUUCAGAUUUUAAUUACUUUUUUUACUGUUCACAAGCGUAUAUUUUUGAUGUUGAAAAUCUGCCCUGGGAUCACCCAUUUAGUGAAUGAGAAUCAAUUUGCAACGCAAUGCUAUGUUUUAGAAGAAUGCCUUGUAUAGUUUGAGAGAGAGGUGUGCAAUAUGGUUAUGUAAUUAUCUUGUUUAUGCAUAGUAAGGAGGAAAGGCUGUAAAGUUUUCAGAGAUCGAAUGAAAAUCCAAUAAUGCUGGAUUUUGUAACAAAAACUGCAAAGGAGGUCAGUCAGCAUCUGAGCAAGAGGUUAACACUCAGACAUUAAUCAAUGCAUAAGGUGCCACCAAAUACAUAAAUCUUUCAGCUGAAGACUAACUCUGAGCAGGUGGGAUCUUAAUGCUGGCUGCCUGGAAUUCUAUGUCACUGUCAUGUCAAUGCUGAAAGUCAUACACGUGUUACUGUGAAUAAUGGUUCCAGCAGCUUCUUAAAAAGACAUUUAUUUUGCUUUGGUAAUGUAGUUGAAAUUUUAUAUAAUAAAAAUGAAAUUAUUUAAAAGCAGAAAAAAGGUUGCAAUAUGAACGCGUGGACAAAUUACGAUCUGGAAUUUCAUUUUCAGGGUUCCAUCACACAUACGCAGCUGUUUUUAUAUUAUCAGUUAUAAAUCAGUUUUGCAUUGAUGCAUUUGCUGAUGAAACAUUGCUUAAGGCUUUUUAAAGGAGUCUGUCUGGUAUACAGAGGAUAUUCAUCACUAGAAUUAGCUAGAAUGUAAAAAGGAACAUUCUCUCCCCAACAUACUGCCCUAACAAAAUAGUUCUGAACUUCAUUGAUUCAAUAUCGAUGGUUCCUGAAUCUUUGGUGCAUCGCUGUACAAAGUGUGUGGAUAUAUAAAGGAAAGAGUUUAUUGUUUUGCACAUUUGCCACUGAACAUAUCUCCAUCUUCUGUUCACUGAGUGAUACUAAAGAACAUGGAAAACACAGUGAAAUAUUUUUGAAAGAUAAAAUCAAUACUAAUGUUAUUGGUAAAAGAUUAUUGGCGAUACAUAUAAUUUGCUUAUAUUUAUCUUCAACUGUCAAUAGCACUUGCUGCUGUCGUAAUAAUGUAUGAAUGUGAAAACAGGAGUGAUUCUGCCAGUUAUGGUAACACCUGCAAAGCCCUUUCUCAAAUCGCAAGCUCACCUCAAAAAGAAAGUUGAAGUACAGGGGAUUCAACUUAUGCAGUGGUAAGAAAACAGUGAUUCCAGACUAAACCACUAAGGGACUGCAGUGUUCAUGAGCAACAACUCCAUUCCUGCUAAACAGACCACUUUCCACAACACCAUUUUUUAAAAAAAGAUCCAUUUGCAACUUUAAAGGACUUGCAUGUGCAAUUACAUCAACAUGUGUGCUACUUUUAAAGUCAACCCAUCUACCAGAGAAAGUGUUCUGUAAUAUAAGUGAGCUAACUGUUAUAUUUGGAGCCGGGAGCUGGUUUUAAAUGAAUCAUAAUUUGGUGCAGUGUGGAAAUGUUUUUCAUAUCUGAUGUGCUCCCUCAAUGCUAAUGAUAAAGCAGGUAUUGCUCCUUUAGCUGUCUAUUACAUAUGGCCCUCAACACAUAAUAAUCUACUUUGACCUUAUUUAAGCUGUCUGUCAAAAAAUGAGAAUUAUUUUUUAGGAGUAUUGCAGGGCCAUUCCACACAGAUGCUGUGCACAAUGAGUGUACAUGUAAGGAUUUCAGAAAAAUAACUAGAUCUGACCAAUUCAUUUUGCUUAAGAAUAGUUCAUUGACAGUUAAAUGGCCUCCUGGUAAAGGUACUAUUGGCUAUAAAAGUGCAUGUGUAGACCAAAAAGUCUAAGGUUUCAUCCCUGGUCUGUGAGAGCUGAUCUCAAAUGAGCAGCAGCUGAAGAGCGACAUCAGCCUUAGCAUCCCCUGGGCCUUGAAGGGAAAAAUUGGCCAGGUAUCCCAUCCCUGAUUACGAGGCAGUGGCUCCUAAUGGAAAGAGCUUGUAACUGGAUGUUGGUUGAGAACAGAAUCUGCUUGAAAAGCUUGUCAAUACCCUUUUUGAGGGAAUAUAUAGACACAAAUACACACAAAAGUUAAAUAUUUGGGGUGAAGUACUGAAAGGCUUUUAGGCCUGUGCAACCAUAUCCCAACAGGAGUCAACUGUUUCAGAAAAGAGCAAGAAUAUUGGAACAAAAAUAAGAAAUAGCUCUAUUCAUCUUGAGUGCUAUUUUGUAAAUACCUUUUUUAUAUAUACAUAAAUACAAAUAUAUGUCAUUUCCUCAGUGGCUGUAAUCCCUGUUGGUUCAUUGCACAUAAUUAUGAAUAUGCAAUUAUGUUUUAAUGUAUUAUGUAGUAAAGAAAUGGUCUGGCCAUUUAUAAAUCAAAUUCUAAAUUCUAUACAGUAUGGAAAUUAAACUGUAAUAACCAUUCAAAAAGUUAA
Stegostoma tigrinum is the source of this 5755-nucleotide messenger RNA. RefSeq names its product SH3GL interacting endocytic adaptor 1a (gene sgip1a). Lineage: Eukaryota; Metazoa; Chordata; Chondrichthyes; Orectolobiformes; Stegostomatidae. The coding region runs from base 479 to 2884 and encodes 801 amino acids. Gene Ontology annotation, biological process: clathrin-dependent endocytosis; clathrin coat assembly. The record is from RefSeq and is a predicted model, not a curated record. The transcript has 24 exons. Gene Ontology annotation, cellular component: clathrin-coated pit; clathrin-coated vesicle; cytoplasm.